UCAGAGAUCUCCUACGCCACCGCGGCCGCUGCUUCCCCGCCGCCAUGGCCGCCCUUCCCGUCGCUGAGGCCGGAGGGCUCGUGCGCCGUUGGGGCCGCCGCUUCCCCACCGCCGAGGCCGCCCCUCCCGUCGCUGCGCUCCUCCUCGCCGCCACGGCCACCUCCCCGGCUGCCGCGCUCUAUUCGGCGGGCUCCCCCGUCCUCCAGCUCGACCCCAACAACUUCAAAUCCAAGAUGCUAAACUCGAACAGGGUGGUGCUGGUUGAGUUCUUCGCAUCGUGGUGCGGACACUGCAAGCAGCUGGCUCUAGCCUGGGAGAAGGCUGCCCACAUGGUGGUGCGAGCACUGCGCUAACCAGAAAGCGAGAUAGCGAUAGGGGUUGUGACUGCGAUUGCGCCAUCCAGAGGUGUAAACCGGUCUGAGGAGUUCAGCUUGGUUUGGUUUGGUUUUAAAUCGCAGAUGGUUUGGUCAGGUUUGGGGCAAGUUGCAAAAAUGGUGAGGUGGGGUGAGCUGAAUGCAGGUUACCUCCGGAAAUUGGUUUGGGGCAGUUUUGGACUGGUUUUGAGACCAUUACCAGGUUGACUUUUCAGGCCGUCAUCUUCCGACGCCUCUCACGCUGGCUGGGCUCGAUCUGCAGAAACUACCGCCGGCGUCAACAAACCCGAAUCAACUAGCGCGGA
Molecule: messenger RNA, 679 nt
Organism: Panicum virgatum (switchgrass)
Lineage: Eukaryota; Viridiplantae; Streptophyta; Magnoliopsida; Poales; Poaceae
Product: protein disulfide isomerase-like 2-3
Exons: 2
Coding region: 45-353 (102 amino acids)
Biological process (GO): response to endoplasmic reticulum stress
Cellular component (GO): endoplasmic reticulum lumen
Molecular function (GO): protein-disulfide reductase activity; protein disulfide isomerase activity
Source: RefSeq, a predicted model, not a curated record